This is a messenger RNA of Styela clava, 1224 nucleotides long. Its product is annotated as citrate synthase-lysine N-methyltransferase CSKMT, mitochondrial-like. Gene Ontology annotation, molecular function: nucleoside diphosphate kinase activity. NCBI's taxonomy places the organism in Eukaryota, Metazoa, Chordata, Ascidiacea, Stolidobranchia, Styelidae. Gene Ontology annotation, biological process: GTP biosynthetic process; UTP biosynthetic process; CTP biosynthetic process. The record is from RefSeq and is a predicted model, not a curated record.
ACCUAAAAUUAUAAUAGAUUACUGCGUAGUCAUGAAAUAUGUCAUCAAAGACACAAUUAACGCUCGCAUUGUUAAAGCCAGAUAUUGCCCUGAAUCCCAUCGCAACGAAAGCAGUUACCGAUCGUAUUUCAAAAAACAACUUGCGCAUUUUGAGAAAGAAAACAGUUCACUGGAAAAGAAAAGAUGCUGAGAUUUUUUACAACCAGCACAGAGAGAGAUUCUUCUAUGAAAGACUUCUGGAUUACAUCACUUGUGGUCCUGUAAUCGCAUUAGUGCUUGCUGGACAAGAUUCUAUAAAAGGUUGGCGCAGCCUAAUGGGUCCAACGAAAGUUUUUAAGGCAAAUAUAUCAGAACCAUACUCGUUGAGGGGUGAGUAUGGUUUAACAGACACGAGAAAUUCAACACAUGGAUCAGAUUCUGAAGAAUCUGCCAACAGAGAAAUCGAGAUAAUUUUUGGGGAAAACACAGUCGACAUUGCUUCCACCAAAGAGUAUAACACAAACACACAAUUUCAUUGGGAUGAAAAUUCCAUAAACUCAUCUCUUGGAUUGUUAGACACAUGGAAUCAGUUCUAUAGAACCACUAAACCUAACCCAGAUUUCGAAUGGUUUGCAAACUAUGAUGAUCUGAAGGAUUCCAUUCUACCAAUGAUAAAAACUGCACUGAGUGCCCAAGAUAAUCUAGGUAACAGAAAACCAUACUUGCUGGACAUAGGCUGUGGAGACUCAACUUUUGGAGCAAACAUUGCAUAUGAUCUGAAAGAUGUUGAAGUAUACUGUCUGGAUUUUGCAAUCGAUUCACUGUGGAGGCUUCAAAACAAAAUGGAUGGAAACUCAAAAUUUGAUAAUGUCAGAAACUGCACUCUUGUUCAUGCUAAUAUAGCAGAGCAACAAGUGUUCCCUACAGGAAGUAUCUGUGCAGCACUGGAUAAAGGUACUACAGAUUCUAUAUUAAAGCAGCCUAAAGGAACUGAACUAGCAAGCAGAGCGUUGGCAAACAUCUAUAAAAUAUUAUGCAAAGAUGGAGUUUUAAUACAAGUGACAGACGAACCGCCAGAACUACGCAUCGACCUUCUACAAGAAGCUGCCAAAAGGUUACCAGAUGAUAUUACUUCUAAUAUCAGCAUUUCCUGUCAGCAAUUUACAUCUGUGAGGGACUAUUUUUUAUACACUGUAAGCAAGUCUUAGAAAAUAAUGCAACAUUGCAUUUGUCAUGUUUCUGAAC